Messenger RNA from Alnus glutinosa, 5773 nucleotides. RefSeq names its product protein TIME FOR COFFEE. Gene Ontology annotation, biological process: regulation of circadian rhythm. The record is from RefSeq and is a predicted model, not a curated record. The transcript is spliced from 12 exons. Gene Ontology annotation, cellular component: nucleus. NCBI's taxonomy places the organism in Eukaryota, Viridiplantae, Streptophyta, Magnoliopsida, Fagales, Betulaceae. The coding region runs from base 325 to 5097 and encodes 1590 amino acids.
AGGUGAGAGCACAAAGUGAGGACAGAGAGAGAGAGAGAGUUGGAAAGAGAAGGAGAAGCGCAACGCAGACUGAGGAAGAGAGUGAGAGAGAGAGAGAGAGAGAGAGAGAGGGAGGAGAAGAUAAGCGAAAGCUGAGAUCUUUUUCUCUUUCUGAUAAUACAGCUUUGUGGAAGAUCUUUGAUCUGCUGUAUCGGUUAGCUCGGGACUUGCAAUUUCCGGUAGCCGCGAUACCAUUUUCGGGGAAUUAUGGCGGGUUUCCGGUGAUGAGCGACAAGAAUAAUCUCCUGGGUGUGGCUAAUUUGGUGAAAGCUCGGGGAAGCAGAGAUGGAUAGGAACAGAGAAGCGAGAAGAGCAACCAUGGCGGCUUCGAACGGUUUAUCCAGACGUAGACACAGAGGUAGCAGCCUCAGAGACUCCCCAGAGGAGGAUGGGCCAGUGGAGUUGCAAGAGACGGCGAGGCUGAGAGAUCGAGGAGGGAACGGAAAGAAGGAUCGAGAUCGCGAUCGGGACCGCGAGCGCGAGCGCGACAGGGAUCGGCUGAGCCGGAGCAAGAGGAGGAGAGCCGAUAGAUUGCUCCACAGCAGAGAAGAUGGCGGCGAGGAGAGUUCGGAGGAGAGCGUGAACGACGAAGAGGACGAUGAGGACGACGACGGAGCCGCCUCCGUAAGGAUGCUACCUCCGAACCCGCCGCCGCUAUCGUCCUCGGCUACGGCCAUGUCCAAUCAUCGGAAGAGCUUUCCUCCUCCGGCCAAAGUUUUUAGAGCAGCGCCGACGUGGAAAGCCGCCGACGAGAUGAUUGGCGUGUCGGUGCCCAGAAAAGCCCGGUCAGCGUCGACAAAGAGGUCGCACGAAUGUUGGGCUUCAAGUGCUAGCGGAGUUGGUGCGGAGCAAAUUCACCACCAGGCUUCGACAUCGCCGGUGAGACCGAGCCACGUAUCGAUUUCGGUAGCGGCAGCGUCGCCAGCUCCGGCCUCGCCGUCUUCUUCCAAUGCUUCGUUGCGUAAGAAGAUGAAGCCCAAUGGACCCAAACUGCGGCCUCCCAAAUCGUCGUCCAAGUCAUCGUCCUCAGCUCAGGAUGAGAUAGAGAUAGAGAUAGCGGAGGUGCUGUACGGGAUGCUGAGGCAGCCCCAGGGCCCUUCCAAGCAAGAAAUCCUGGCCAACGAUUCCGUCAAGUUCGAUCCAAGAGAACUCAAUAAGUCCUCCGGUGAUGCCAAAUCCAGAGUCUCGUCGCCGAUCUCAAACUCUCCCUCUGCUGCACCUCAAUCAUCGUCGAUUCCACCUCAGAAUUCUAGCUCCUCUGUCACUCCCAUCUCCGCUGUUGUGGCACCGAAGAGGAAAAAGCCGCGAGCGGUGAAGUACGACGAUGAGAGCCCGUCGAUUUUCACCGUCAGGAAUAGUCCCAUUUCGACCACGAACAAGGCCGAGAUCGAUCAGCCGGCGAAAAUCGAAGCUUCGUCGUCGCCUAACUUGGAGAAGAAGCCAGGAUCCGCAGCUGAAAACGGUGGAGUUCCGAACGAUUUGGCCAAUCCUCAAGUGGUACAGGCCUCGUUGGAGGCGCCGCCAGAGUCAACAGCCAAGGCGGAAAGCAACCCCCUAUCGGAUUCGAAGCCUUUAACGGGAGAGUCGGAGGGUAAAGAUGUGGGCACCAGUAAGGAGGAGCCUCAGUCGCCCAAGAAGGAAUCUCCUGUGGUCAGAGUGGAUGAUAAUCGCGAUGACGUGAAAGCGAAUAAAGCGAAUUCAACGAUCUCUGAGGUGGAGAGCCACAAAGAAGAGAAGUUCCAGAUAGAUCUGAUGGCUCCGCCUCCUCCUCCGUUGAGAUCAUCACCAGAAAGGGACGGUGAGAUUGAUUUUGUGGCCGUAGAUCCUAAAUCUAUGGUCACAGAUGCUGAAACGGAAAUUAAGCCUGUUGUGAAGGAAGAUGAGAAAGCGGUAAAAAUAUGCAAGGAAGAGGUGGUGAAUGUUGAAAACGAGAAGGCGAAAUCUUUGGCAGCGGAAGAAGCCCAAUCACAGACGCCGGUCGUUGUUCGUAAGGAGAGGAACAUCGACCUCCAGGUUGACUUGGAGAAGACCGAUAGAGAUAGCGGCACUGCUAGCGUAAGCGGCAACAAGUUACACCACCAUGUUCAGAAGCAGCAGCCACAGCACGCUAGCACUGAAAGAACCCAAACGAGCUCUCUACCUUUGCCAAUGUCUGUCCCUGGCUGGCCGGGCGGUCUUCCUCCAAUGGGAUAUAUGGCACCUCUACAAGGAGUUGUAUCCAUGGAUGGCAGCACCGUAUCUCCUGCUGCUGUACAACCACCGCAUUUGCUUUUCUCUCAACCUAGGCCAAAGAGGUGCGCAACGCAUUGCUACAUUGCACGGAAUAUACUGUGCGACCAGCGACUUGCGAGGAUUAAUCCGUUCUGGCCUGCGGCAGCUGGGUCUGCAUCACUGUACGGGGCUAAGCCCUGCAAUCUCAAUGUGGUGCCUCCGGUAGAAUUGCAUGGAAACAUUCCAGUUAGGGGGGUGAGCUCCACCCAGGAUAAGGGGCAAGGUGUUGCUAUGUUUACUGGUCAUACUGGGAAGGAUAAAGGUUCUCAAGCAGCAGCGAACAUUGUGGAUGCUUCCCAGAGAAAGCCAAUUUUGCUUCAGACAGCUCUGCCCCAAGGAGCGCCUAGUAAUAUCUUGCAUGGCCCUACUUUCAUCUUUCCUCUGAGCCAGCAACAACCUGCGGCAGCUGCUUCUGCUCGAUCUGUUUCUGUAAAGUCUCCUCCUGCUGCUGCUGGUAGUGCUGCUUCAGCAAGUGCUUCUAAUUCUGCCGCAGUAAGUGCCUCAGCGACGGCAGCUGCUGCAGCAGCACCAAUGGGCUUCAACUACCCAAACAUGCCUGGGAACGAAACUCAGUAUUUGGCAAUUUUGCAGAACAAUGCAUAUCCGUUCCCAAUUUCUGCUCAUGUUGGGGCACCGCCAGCUUAUAGAGGAACCCAUGCUCAGGCGAUGCCAUUCUUCAAUGGGUCUUUCUAUUCUUCUCAAAUGCUCCAUCCUCCGCAGAUUCAUCAUCAUCAGCAGCACCAGCAACCACCUCCUCAGUCACAGCAGAGCCUUCAAGGUCAUCAGAAUGCAAGCAUUUCUAGUGGUUCGUCGUCGUCUCAGAAGCACUUGCAGAAUCAGCAGCAGAGGCCACAUGGAAAUGGUGUCAAUGGUGGCGGUGGAAACGUGCAAGGCUUUCCUGCCCCCAAAAACCAGUCUUCACAUCGACAGCAACAGCAGCAGCAGAACCAGCAUGUCCCUCACCAGGCUCGCCAACUUGAGUCUGAGAUGGGCGCAGAAGAUAGCCCUUCUACCGCUGAUAGCCGUGUCUCUCGUGCAAACAUGAGUAUUUAUGGUCAGAAUUUUGCAAUGCCGAUACACCCUCCCCCCAACUUCGGUUUUAUGACAACUGCAAUGAUGGGCGGUGCCAGUGGCGCCGCCAGUGCAAGUGGUAAUCAUACUGAGAAGAAACAACAGCAUGGAUCAAAGGCUGGAGUGGAACCUACAUCAUCUCAAGCUUUUCCUAUGUCUUUUGCUUCCAUGAAUGGUGCUACUACCACUCCUGGUCUUGACAUUUCAUCCAUUGCACAGAAUCAUCCUUUUCUUCAUCAUAAUAAUUAUCAUCAGCUCAUGGCUGCCACCGCUGCCCAAGUGACUCAGCAGAAGAAAAAUUACCGUGUUUCUGAAGAUGGGAAAACUGGAGGAGGUGAUUCUUCCAAUGUGGAAGAAGAAAGGAAGGCCAUGCCAGGGAAGGCUUCAGCGACGGUUGGACAAUCCAUUGCCUUCUCUAGGCCAGAGUUGGCUGAUACCUCAGUAAAGGGCAACAGUCUCAUUGACAGCUCACCCCGAAGUCUCAACCUUGGGUCUGCUCCUGGCCGGGCGUCCGGUUCUGUUAUGCCUGCUGCUAUAAACACAGUGAAUGCUCCUAGUUCUCAGCAGCAAUUGCAGCGGAAUCAACCACAGCAGCAGAUGAUUCAACUUCAUAAGCAGCAGCAACAAUUUGCUGCAGCUCGAAGCAAAACUCCAGCGACGAGUAAUGGGAGUGUUUACUCAGAUCAUCACCUACCUUCAUCGUCAUCUAUGGCCACAAAGUUUAGCAAUGCUCUAUCUUCUUUUCCCCAAAACCUUGUCCAAACCAGCAGCGGCAGCCCAUCUCAGUCUCCUCAGUGGAAGAGUUCUGUACGGACAGCCACUACGCAAGUUCCUUCUCCAACUCUGUCCUCUUCAACCUCCUCAUCCCUAAAAAAUCUCUCUCAACAGCAAGGAAGGACCCAACAAAGUCACACGCAAAUAUCUUUUGCGGCUAAUGCAAAAUCUUCAACACCACAAGGGCAACAAGCCCCCAACGGCAACCAGUCCCCAUCUCGUCCAGUGAUGGUUGGCUCACCCACAACUUCCUCCAUGUCGAAAAGCGCUGGUGGAAGCCCCAGGACUACUGCUUCCACUUCCACAGCCAACAAAGCUGGCCAAGCUUCUACGUUGUCGUCUCAGCAGGCGAAGAACGUCUCUUCAGUGCCUAGCAGGAAGUCAUCUCCAGUUGGGGGGAGGAAUGUUCCAUCGAUUCUUGGAAACCCACACAUCACCUCUACUUCGGACAGUGCAACUAAGCCUCAAUUGCCACAACAGCAGCAGCAACAGCAGCAGUUAACAAAGCAUGCGAUUCAGCAAGCCCAUCUAUACAUCUCUAACGCCUACAUACAUGCACAAGCUUCACAUUCAACUGGUAAUACCCCUGCAGCACCUGCAAGUGGGUUCUAUCUUCAAAGAAACCGCCGUGAGCAGCAGCAGCUGCCACAGGGGUCAUCGGGUGCAUCCUCAACUGGGAUGUUGUCGAUGUGCCCUCCCGUUACACUUGUUAACACGAGCACUUCCGAUCCUGCCAAGGUAGUUGCUGCUGCUACAGCUGCUAGCAACAUGAAAGGUGGUGGCUUACCGCCACAGGGAAUUCUCCAUGUUACCCAGUUUGGUGCUGCACAGUCCUCCGGCAACCCGCAUCAGCUUUUGCCUGCUAGCUAUUCCUACGUGCGUGCGGUUCCCACCCCAGUUCAGGUGAAGCCGGCAGAGCAGAAACAACCAGCUGUUGAGUGAAAAGCACGUCCCUUGGUGCUUUACAUCGCAACCCCCAGGGAAAAAUGCCUAAAAAGUUCAGUGAGCUAGUUUGUAUCAGGAGCAGUUUCUUGCCUAGAAAAUGACCACUUGCAUACCUUCUGGCAGCCUGAAGAAAUGGAAGAUGCUAACAUUCAAGGAAUCACGGCUGUGGGAAAGGCAUUUAUGAGUCGGACCCACAAUUUUGGAAGUUAAUUGAGUCGAGUGGGAAAGAUAGUCCUCUGUUGAAUGUGGUUGGGAUGUAUUCAUCUGUGUACACACUUGUUCAUAAUCUGACAGGGUUGAUCGUGGAGUCUAAUUGAAAAUUCGAUUGAUUUUGAUGGGGGUUAAGAUUGGGGGGGUGGGGGGGCAAUGGCACGGAGAAGAAAGUGGGCGGAUCUUUUGUAGGGCAAGAGAGGAAAGAAGGGUGGUGUCAUGGACGAAGGCGAGGAAGAGCAAGACCAACCUUUCUCUUCUUUUGGGGCUGUAAUGAAGGGGGGUUCCUCUUUUGCUUUAGUUAUUUCUCCUUUGUUUUGGGUUUUAGUUUUCAAGGAAGAGUAGUAAAACAGCAAUCUUUUGACAUAUAUAUGCAAUGGAGGGUGUAUAUGUAUGUAUAUUUGUCUGGCACAUAUAGGAGUGUAGCCCUCUCAAUUUUUUUUAUUUAAAAUUUGCAAUCCAA